AUGACACACGUCAAGGCCGGUCAGCGUCGUCGGGCCAAGGCCCCCAAGGUCCGGACCGGCUGCCGAACAUGCAACCCGCCGUGUAAAGUGCGACGAAGCUCAGCCCUCGUCCCCCUCCCCUCCCCUCCCCUCCCUGGAUGCCUUCACCAUGCAUGUAGCAUGCCCAAUCGCAAGUCUUGUCUGCCUAACCGCCGUCAACGUACAGGUGUAACUACCGGUCGCAAGUGUGAUGGCUACGAGCCCCAGCCCGAAACAAAGCCCAUCCGAUUCGUGACUUUGAUGAACGUCACGUAUCCUCCAAGCGAGCUACGCUCUUUUCAAUAUUUUCAAGAAAAUACUCUCUCCCAGCUCUUCACAUUCAUCCAAGAAGAUAUGUGGACGUCCCACAUCAUUCAAACGGCAAACAUGCACCAGGGCAUAUGGCAUUCUGUCGUUGCAUUUUCGUCAUUUCAUGAAAACUUUUUAAGACAUGGCGAUGCCGGCCAAGAAAACCAUGACCGCUUCGCGCUCAAGCAGUACAACAUGUCCAUACAGAGCAUACUGGGGUCGGAAAGGAACUCGAGCAACGCACACGUACACUUGAUCUCGUGCAUCCUUUUCAUCUGCAUCGAGGUUCUUCGCGGCAGAAUAUUGACAGUACUGCAGCUCCUCAUUACGGGAUACGCAAUAUUGAAAGAAGAACGGGCACGUUCUUAUAGUCCUUAUACUGAAUCUAAUGGACCAUCGAGCCGUGAUCGGGACGCGCUCUUUGCGGCUGCUGAUAUUUUCCUCAGUCGCAUCGCGACACAAGCAUACUUGCUAGUCAAAGGGAUAGAUCCAAGCCUCGCCACUAUGGUAGCAGAGAUUCUAGAUUUCGAGCGACUUGCCUGGAAAGAGAGACCAACGUUCCACAACCUCAACCAGGUCCAACAUGCACUCAGCACCCUCCGGCUCGAGCUGGAGACGUAUAAUCAAAGCGGAGUGGGCAUGGUGCCUGUCAAGCUCCGAUGGUGGCAAUCCGCCUUUGACAAGUUCAAGAAGACGUACGCCGAGCAGCUGCUGGCGACCCGCGAGGGCAGGCGAGGCCUGGCGCUGAUGGAGCUCCAGGGGCUCUUCGUGAGCGUCGAAACGGCCGUCUUUGACGGACCUCCUGGUGCGGACGAAGACCCGCUCCGUUGGGACGAGCACACGGAUGCCUUCCGGGAGAUGCUUCGCUACGCCGAAUUGGCGACCGAGCAGGAAGAGGAGGACAGCAGCAGUAGCAGCGGCAGCAGCAGCAGCGGUAGUGCGCCACCUCCAGAGAGGCGGCGGCCACCACAGUUCAACAUGCACAUUGGAGUGGUCCCGGUCCUCUACGGCAUCAUACACAAGUGUCGGGACCCGGCGAUUCGGCGGCGCGCCGUCGCACUCAUGUCCGCCGAAGGCGGCUCACAGCGGCGACUCGAGGGCGUCUGGGACAGCAGGGUGGUGCUGGCUGUCGCGCUGCGUGCCAUGGCCGUCGAGGAGCGCGGGCGCCCGGGGGGGCCGUCGUCGGCGGCGGAGAUUCCGGCGUCGGCGCGGGUACGCCGCAUCGCGGUGCUUCCAGCCGCUACCACUUCCACGGCAACGCGCCAGGGCGACGAGUGCGAGUGCGGUACCGGUCCGCCCAAGUCAUACGUGGUCGGCUACGAGAUUGAUAGCAAGUGGGCGUGGGAACACGCUGGGGGUUUUAGCGAAGGGACGCCAGACUCAGCGGAGCGGAUAACCGAGUUGGGAUAA
Cordyceps fumosorosea ARSEF 2679 is the source of this 1737-nucleotide messenger RNA. RefSeq lists its product as hypothetical. The record is from RefSeq and is a predicted model, not a curated record. The transcript has 4 exons. Lineage: Eukaryota; Fungi; Ascomycota; Sordariomycetes; Hypocreales; Cordycipitaceae. The coding region runs from base 1 to 1737 and encodes 578 amino acids.